AUGAGAUUUCAACAAUUCUUUUUUGUAUUUUUAAUUUUUAUGAUGAGUCUUCUUCUUAUCAACGGACAGAGACCAGCUAAUUUGGCAAUGAGAAGAAAACUACACAGACUCAGCUGCCAUCAGAGGAGAUGUAUGCCUCUCCAUUCACGAGUGCCCUUCCCCUGA
Messenger RNA from Pipistrellus nathusii (Nathusius's pipistrelle), 165 nucleotides. The record is from the annotation of a GenBank genome assembly. Lineage: Eukaryota; Metazoa; Chordata; Mammalia; Chiroptera; Vespertilionidae.